ACACUUCUUCGAACUCUUUUUGGACCUUUUAUGUUCCCGUACCGCGAUUUAAGCAACGUGAUUCCGGAGGGGCGGGGCUUCGACGUCGAUAGAAAUAAGCAGUUUUGCUGGUCCAAGGUGUCAAACACGAACUCGCAACCUGGAAAAUGAGCAAAUCCGACAUGAAGACCAUCACUGUGAUCGGCAGUGGGCUGAUCGGCCGCUCCUGGGCCAUGGUGUUUGCCAGCGGCGGCUACAGCGUGAAGAUCUAUGACAACCAGCCGGGACAGGCCGUCAAGGCCAUUACAGAGAUCAGGAAGCAGCUGCAGGAGCUGGAGGAAGCCCACAUGCUCAGAGGAGAGCUGACGGCAGCACAGCAGCUCUCUCUGCUCAGCAGCUACGAUGACCUGGCUCAGGCCCUGGAGGGAGCCUUCUUUGUGCAGGAGUGUGUGUUUGAGCAGCUUGAGGUCAAGCAGAGCGUCUUCCAGGACGUCGAGCGUCUCGUGGGAAAGGACGUGAUCCUGAGCAGCUCCACCUCUUGUCUGGUGCCGAGCAACGUCUUCUCCAAGGUCCACAACCGGAGUCGCUGCCUGGUCUCCCACCCGGUGAACCCACCCUACUAUGUCAAACUGGUGGAGCUGGUGCCUCACCCAGAGACGGAAGCGAGCGUUAUGGAUGCCACCCAUGCUGUAAUGACCAAGGUCGGCCAAGUGCCCGUCUGCCUGAAGAGAGAGAUCGACGGCUUCGCCCUCAACAGAGUCCAGGCGGCCAUCAUCGCCGAGUCCUGGAGGCUGGUGAAGGACGGUGUUAUCUCAGUCAAGGACAUCGACCUGGUGAUGUCAGAGGGGUUAGGAAUGCGCUACGCCUUCAUUGGUCCCAUGGAGACGAUGCACCUCAAUGCACCUGAAGGUCUGGAAGACUACAUGAGACGCUACGGACCGGGCAUAGCCAGGGUGCUGACCUCCUUUGGGCCCGUACCAGACUUCUGCGGCGAAGGAGCCAAAGAAAUUGUGAAUGAGAUGUGCGAGCUCAUUCCCAGGGACCGGCAGCAUCUGUCGGCUCGGAUGGAGAGGAGGGACCAGCUCCUCAUGGGUCUGUCCGAGCUGAAGAAGGACCACUGAGACGCACGCGGACUCGAGGGACGCUAAGACAGCGUGCACAUUAUUUUUGAUCAUUCACAGGUUCAUGAUUCCAAUUUGGAGGCCUCCUGGAAUCGGCGUACAUGCUGUAAUGUUCAAAAUACACAUUAUUUGUCUCGUCACCCUCGUGUCUGAUACACUCCAAUAUAUAUCAUGGUCUGUUUCCCCAAAACGUCUUCAUAUCAGUAUUUUACAUUUCACAUUAAGAUUUUGAAUAUGUGAUUUUGCAAGAUUUUAUGUAAAUAAGCUAAUAAAUUACAACCCGUUGCUAAUGAUUGACCUCAGAAGUGAUUUGUGAUUAUUAAUUCUGAAGGCUUACUGGCUAAACGUGCCUUUUUAAUGAAUAUUUAAAAAAGUGUCUUGCAUCUAAUUAAGAGACUGAGCUUCAAUUUUCAAACAUCGUUUUUGUUUUGUUUGCAAAAGACUGAAUAAUGUGUUAAUUAAUAAAAAAAAACAUCGGAAUCAAA
Messenger RNA from Scophthalmus maximus (turbot), 1585 nucleotides. RefSeq names its product crystallin, lambda 1 (gene cryl1). The transcript is spliced from 9 exons. NCBI's taxonomy places the organism in Eukaryota, Metazoa, Chordata, Actinopteri, Pleuronectiformes, Scophthalmidae. Gene Ontology annotation, molecular function: NAD+ binding; L-gulonate 3-dehydrogenase activity. The record is from RefSeq and is a predicted model, not a curated record. Bases 147 to 1100 code for a protein of 317 amino acids. Gene Ontology annotation, biological process: fatty acid metabolic process.